This is a messenger RNA of Cryptomeria japonica (Japanese cedar), 1906 nucleotides long. Its product is annotated as linamarin synthase 1. Gene Ontology annotation, molecular function: UDP-glycosyltransferase activity. The transcript is spliced from 2 exons. Bases 238 to 1716 code for a protein of 492 amino acids. The record is from RefSeq and is a predicted model, not a curated record. Lineage: Eukaryota; Viridiplantae; Streptophyta; Pinopsida; Cupressales; Cupressaceae.
CCAGUUUUGCGGUUGAUGUAAUACCCACGACUUCAAUCCGAACGUGAUAAUAAAAGCACAUAAUUUUAGCAGGAAAACAUAAUUUCUUAUCGUACCUCCCUACCUACGCUUGCUGCAAAAUUAAAAUCAGGACUUGACAAUUAAAGCGGUUACGACAGGAGUAGAUCUCCACCCCCCGACUCUAAAGAUUCACUUGUGGCAUUCAUUCACAUUGAAUUCGUAACCUAAUUGAGACUGAUGAUGACUGGUGGAAACGAUGUCACUGUGCACGCAGUUUUGGUGCCCUUCCCUGCGCAGGGGCACGUCAACCCUUUGAUGCAUUUCGCCGAUCUCUUGGCCGCACGGGAUUUUUUCAUCACUUUCGUCAACACAGAAUGGACUCAGAAACGCAUGUUUGGAAGUGCAGAGCACAAGUCGCAACUGCUCCAAUCCAGACCCAAUUUGCGAUUUUUGUCAUUCCCGGACGGCUUACCCCCGCAGCACGGCCGCACCUCCCAACUGGGCGAGCUUGUUACAACGCUGGCAAAGCGUGGAGACGCCUUGGAGGCCCUCCUCCGCACUCACACUGGGAAUGGCAUUCCUCCGGUCACCUGCAUCGUGUCAGACUUUUGCAUGUCCUGCACCGCAUCGGUGGCCGCCAAUAUGCAAGUGCCAAGAGUCGUCUUCUGGCCUAAUUGUGCCUCUGCCUCUAUUGCUCAGAAAUACGCUAAUUCUCUCCUUUCCCAGGGCCACAUUCCUAUCAAAGUCAGCAAAGGAAAUCGUCCGGAGAAGAUGAUCACUACUCUGCCCGGGAAUAUACCAGCUCUAUGGCCUAGCGAUCUCGUAUCGUUUUACCGCGAGCAGUUUAUAUCGGAUCCCAUCUACGAAGCGCUACUGCAUGAAUCACGAAUGUGUGACACGGGGGACUAUGUCCUUGUCAACACCUUUGAGGAAUUGGAAGGAGUAGAGGCGGCGGCGGCGCUUUCUAUCAAAGGGUGCCCAUCUCUGUCUGUAGGCCCUGUGUUUCUCCCUAACUUUUUAGGAGGGGAGAACUCAACGCUGAGCAACAUGUCUAUGUGGGAGGAAGACGAUAGCUGCUUGCACUGGCUCGACAAACAACGCCCACGCUCUGUGUUGUAUGUUUCAUUUGGUAGCUUGGCCCUCAAAUCGCAAGAGCAGUUGGAUGAGCUGGCUCUGGGUCUGGAACAGAGUGGGUAUGCAUUUCUGUGGGUUCUUCGUUCCGAUAUUGCUCAGGGGCAGGCUGUUGUUCUGCCCGAGGGUUUGGAAGAGCGAAUCAAAGAUCGCGCCUUGUUUGUGAAAUGGACGCCGCAAUUGAAGGUGCUUGCGCAUCCUUCGGUGGGAGGAUUUCUGACUCACAGCGGGUGGAAUUCAACAGUGGAGAGCAUAAGCAUGGGAGUGCCCAUGAUUGGCUGGCCUUAUUUCGCUGAUCAGUUCCUCAACUGCAGGUUUGCUAAAGAAAUAUGGAAGGUCGGCUUAGACUUUAAGGACGUGGACGUUGACGAUGGGAGGUUGGUGAGUAGAGAAGAGAUAAAGAGUGCAGUGGUGAGUAUGAUGGAGAGUGAAGAGUUGCAGAAGAAAGCCGAGGAGCUGAAAGAGGCGGCAAGGAAAGCAGUGGAGGGAGGUUCUUCUUUUAACAACAUAAACACCUUCAUCCACGAUAUGCUUAACCAAGCCAAAUCACAGUCACAGUCGUCUUUCGCGCACUGCGAUAAAUGACGCGGAAAAGAUGUAAAUGUGCACUAGAAUUGUUUGUCUGAUUCGUUAGUUAUGUGGUAGAUGAAUAAUCUUUCUGUUUCCCCGUAAGUUGUUUUCGAACUCAACCCUCGCAAAACAAUUUUUAUUUAUUUACUUUUUUAUAUGUGGAAGUUUGAAAUUAACGAAGAUAAUUUAAAACUGUUUUGUUUAA